Messenger RNA from Trichoderma citrinoviride, 1578 nucleotides. Its product is annotated as Dihydropteroate synthase. Gene Ontology annotation, cellular component: mitochondrial envelope. Gene Ontology annotation, molecular function: dihydropteroate synthase activity; 2-amino-4-hydroxy-6-hydroxymethyldihydropteridine diphosphokinase activity. The coding region runs from base 1 to 1578 and encodes 525 amino acids. NCBI's taxonomy places the organism in Eukaryota, Fungi, Ascomycota, Sordariomycetes, Hypocreales, Hypocreaceae. Gene Ontology annotation, biological process: tetrahydrofolate biosynthetic process. The transcript is spliced from 3 exons. The record is from RefSeq and is a predicted model, not a curated record.
AUGAGGUUCUCUCUGCAUCAUGCCCCCAUAAAACAGGGCCUGCGCAGCUCUGGGGCGCGCAACUUUCACUCAUCGUCGCGAUGCUUUCCGUCCACACAAUCCCUCUUCACCACCAUCAUCCAUCGACCCAGAUCUCGAGCUUCAAAGGAGAGCUCGUCGUCAAACGCAUGCGGAAGCUCUCAGACUCGAUCUCACUCAGGAUGUGGCUGUCACCCAGCAGCCGCGAACCAAACGAAAACCGCCUACAUCGCUCUCGGAAGCAACCUCGGAGAUCGCAUAUCUGAGAUCGAAAAGGCGUGCAAUGAGAUGAACAGGCGGGGCAUCCGCGUCAAGCGGACAAGCAGCCUCUGGGAGACUGAGCCCAUGUAUGUGACGGAUCAGGACCGCUUCAUAAAUGGCGCCUGCGAGGUUGAGACGGAAUUGGAACCUCUAAAGCUGCUUGAUGAACUACAAGCCAUUGAGCGCGAGAUGGGACGCAAGAAACUGAUUGACAAAGGGCCGCGGAACAUUGACCUGGACAUCUUGAUCUAUGGCGAUGAAAAGGUUGAGCAUGAGAGACUGAACGUGCCUCAUAUCGGCAUCCCCGAGCGCGAGUUUGUCUUGAGGCCUCUAGCAGAAUUGAUCCCAUCAAAACCUCUAUAUGCUUCGCAGCCGUGGAAACUCGUUCAGGACUACCUCAACGAUCUCACUCCCGGCGAACCCCUAUCAACCAUUACCCCAUUAUCAUCCACGCUACCACUUACACCUCUCGUACACAACAGAAAGACCAACGUCAUGGGCAUUCUGAACAUGACGCCCGACUCCUUCUCCGAUGGCGGUCGUCACAACAUGGAAAGUCUGUCUAAUACGGUCAAAGACCUCGUUCGUAGCGGAGCCUCCAUCAUCGAUGUAGGCGGACAGUCAACGGCUCCUGGCCGCCCUGAGGUCUCGGCAGAAGAAGAAGUCUCCCGAGUUGUCCCUGCUAUCGAGCUCAUAAGAUCCAUGCCGGAAACUCGCCAUGUUGCCAUUAGCGUCGACACCUAUCGCGCCUCGGUGGCCGAACAAGCCAUCGCCGUGGGAGCCGACAUUGUCAACGACGUCUCCGCCGGAAUGUUGGACGCCGAGAUGCUCCCGACCGUCGGACGGCUGGGCAAAACAAUUUGCCUGAUGCACAUGCGCGGAAACCCGCAGACCAUGACGAAGCUCACCUCGUAUCCAGACGGCCUGGUGCCGACCGUCGCCGCUGAGCUUCUCGCGCGGGUGGCCGCAGCCGAAGCAGCAGGCAUCCGGAGAUGGCGUAUCAUCCUCGAUCCGGGCAUCGGAUUCGCCAAGACGGGCGCUCAGAACCUGGAGCUGCUGCGGCGACUCGAGGAGCUCCGAGCGUGGCCUGGCUUGCAGGGCCUGCCGUGGCUCGUUGGAACGAGUCGGAAGAGCUUCAUUGGAAAGAUUACGGGCGUGGAAGAGGCAUCGCAGAGGGUUUGGGGUACGGCGGCCACGGUGGCAGCGGCGGUUCAGGGGGGAGCGGAUGUCAUACGAGUUCACGAUGUUCGCGAGAUGGCCAUGGUGACUAAGAUGUCGGAUGCCAUCUGGAGGGCUUGA